Meloidogyne enterolobii is the source of this 246-nucleotide messenger RNA. Lineage: Eukaryota; Metazoa; Nematoda; Chromadorea; Rhabditida; Meloidogynidae. The record is from the annotation of a GenBank genome assembly.
AUGGAAGUUCUAUCAUUAGUCCUUGAUACAGCGAAAUCUAAAGUGUUCAGCGUAGAGAAAUUGAUAUUUCGUUCAUCGUUCGGUAAGACUUGUUCAGUAUUGUUAUUUAUAGAAUUGUCAUUGUCUUGUAAAUUUUCCGUAUUAUUUUGUGCAAUAUCAGGUGUAACUAUUUUCCUUGGUCUUCCUCCAACACCCUUGCGAGUGUCCUUUUUUGGCCUUCCACGUUUAUUAGCAGACGAUUGACUU